This is a messenger RNA of Mesoplodon densirostris (Blainville's beaked whale), 4181 nucleotides long. It is a transcript of the gene SENP6, whose product is annotated as SUMO specific peptidase 6. Lineage: Eukaryota; Metazoa; Chordata; Mammalia; Artiodactyla; Ziphiidae. Gene Ontology annotation, cellular component: nucleus; cytoplasm. Gene Ontology annotation, molecular function: SUMO-specific endopeptidase activity. The transcript is spliced from 24 exons. Gene Ontology annotation, biological process: regulation of kinetochore assembly; regulation of spindle assembly; protein desumoylation. The record is from RefSeq and is a predicted model, not a curated record. Bases 559 to 3978 code for a protein of 1139 amino acids.
CUGAUACAUUCGCGCCUGGGCGGGGUGGGCGGACGGCCGUAGCGGCGGCGGCUGCGGCUGCGGCUGCUGAAAGGAGCGGAGAGUCCGGGGGCGCCUGACUGUCGUGGAGACCUCACCGACCCGGGGCGGCGGGUGCGGCCAUUUUACGGCCCGGGACUGAGGGAGGCGUGUUUGUGUGCUCGCCCUCAGACUCUCUUCCUGCGGGCCCGCCGCUAGGGGAAGCUUCUCGGGCGGCCUGGGCGGGCGGUGGAUGGGGAGUCGCGGGCCGAGAGGCACCGGGCCCGGGAAGCGCCGUCGCCGUCGUCGCCGCUCGAGUUCGCCCGGCGGAGCCUGAGCAGCCCAGGCUGCGGGUCUCGCCGCCCGCCCGCGGAUAGGCCCGGGAGCCGGCCUGCUUUUGUGUAGGCCCGUCCGGACGGGGGAGCGCCGCCCGCCUGACGGCCGAGUCCUAGGCCCGCAACCCUGCGGCGGCUCCCCUCCUGCGGCGCGGCCCCUCAUCCCGGCGAACGCGGCGGCGGUGUGGGCCAUGGAUUAGGGAGGCGGCGGCGUGGGAGGAGGAAGAUGGCGUCUGGCAAGAGAGACGGCAGCGCCGGGGAGAUUACUUUUUUAGAAGCGUUGGCUAGAUCAGAAUCUAAAAAAGAUGGAGGAUUUAAAAGAAAUUGGAGCUUUGAUGGAGAAGAAAGUGAAGGAGAUACAGAUAAAGAUGAGGCAAAUCUACUCAGUGUAGAUGAAGAUGAGGAUUCUGAAACCUCAAAAGGAAAAAAGUUAAAUCGUCAGUCUGAAAUUGUUGCUACUAGUCCUGGUGAUCCCUGGAAGACAUGUGCAAAACGAAGCAGGAGUGAAAGCUUAAAACCUUUGAAAGGCAACCCAAUUGGACUUAACAUGUUGAGCAACAAUAAGAAAUCGAGUGAAAAUACACAAAAUGCAUCAUUAUGUUCUGGAACUGUAAGACGUUUUCCUCAUGCUAAUGCACAGAUAGCAAUAGUAAAAACAGCAGCCCAAAGCAGUCUGGACCGAAAGGAAAGGAAAGAAUACCCACCUCAUGUCCAAAAAUUUGAAAGUAAUCCUGUAAGGUUAAGUCGGCCCCAAAGUGUUGAUCGUAUAAUGAAAAAAACAGAAGAGUCUGAAUCACACCUGGAAUCUGAAAUUAAAAGGAAAGUUGCACAGAAACGUUACAGUAGUACAUUUCAGUCUACCCCACAUUCUCUGUCUCCUGCUUCCAAAAAAUGUUUACCUGAUAUAGAGGUUUCUAAACAGUGUGGAUAUUGUCCAAAAUGUGGAAAAGAAAAAGAAAAUCAGACCAAAUGCCAAAGUUGUGGUAUUCCUUUUCCUAAGGAUUUGCAAAGAAAUUGCAGACAAGCUGUAACUUUGAAUGAAUCUACUGGAUUAUUAAGAACAUCAAUUCAUCAGAAUUCCGGAGGACAGAAGUCACAAAACACAGCAUUACCAGCCAAGAAGUUUUAUGGCAACAGUGUGGGAAAGGUUCCAAUGGAUAUUAUUGUAAAUUGUGAUGAGAGUGGACAGAAUUAUUUACAGACUAAUGGGAAAGUCAUUUUACCUAGGGCAAAAGUAGCCAAAAUCACAAACCUGAAAGAAAGGAAAACAAGCCUGUCAGACCUAAAUGAUCCAAUCAUUUUGUCCAGUGACGACGAUGAUGAUGACAGUGAUAGGACUCACAGAAGAGAAAGCAUCUCUCCUCAACCUGCUGAUUCAGCAUGUUCUUCCCCAGCACCAUCCACUGGAAAAGUAGAAGCAGCACUAAAUGAAAACACCUGUAGAGUAGAGCAUGAACUAAGAAGCAUUCCAGCAGAUUCAGAAUUAAAUACAGUUACCUUGCCAAGAAAAGCAAGAAUGAAAGACCAGUUUGGUAAUUCUAUUAUCAGCAUACCUCAAAAGCGUCGCAAAGUGAUUUCUCAAGAAACUUUAGUUGAUCCUGUAUCUUUAAUCUGCCAAAGUUCCUUUAAUAGCGUGAUUUUAAACUGUCGAAGUAUACGAGUAGGAACAGUCUGCCGACUAUUAACAGAGCCUGUAAUUUUUUGUUUAGAUGUUAUCAAGAUACAGCUAGAAGAAAAGGAACCUGUAGAGAUUACUUUAAAUACCUCUGAUCUAACAAAAUGUGAGUGGUGUAAUGUCCGAAAAUUACCAGUGGUGUUUCUUCAGACGACAGCAGCAGUUUGUCGGAGGCUGAGCAUGCAACUGCGGAUGAACAUGGAUAAUAAAGUUCGGAAUGACUGUAAAGGAAUAAAUAAGUUAACAAAUUUGCAAGAACAAUACAUAAUUCUAAUUUUUCAAAAUGGCCUUGAUCCUCAGGCAAAUAUGGUAUUUGAAAAUAUCAUUAUUGACAUUGGUAUAAAGAAUAAAGUGUCAAAUUUUUUUGUGAAAAUUCCCUUUGAUGAAGCCAAUAGCAGACUUGUUGCCUGUACAAGAACCUGUGAAGAGAGCAGCAAAGGAAGUUGUGUGCAGAAAGAAAACAAAAUUAAAAAUGUGUCCCUUGAAUCUAAAAUACAACUUAAAAACAAACAAGAAUUCCAGUUUUUUGAUAAUGAGGAGGAAACUGGAGAGAGCCACACCAUCUUCAUGGGCCCUGUAGAAAAAUUGAUAGUGUAUCCACCACCUCCAGCUAAAGGAGGCAUCUCCGUUACUAAUGAGGACCUGCAUUGUCUAAGUGAAGGAGAAUUUUUAAAUGAUGUUAUUAUAGACUUUUAUUUGAAAUAUUUGGUGCUUGAAAAAUUGAAGAAAGAAGAAGCUGACCGAAUCCAUGUAUUCAGUUCUUUCUUCUACAAACGCCUUAAUCAGAGAGAGAGGAGAAAUCUUCAUGAAACAACUAAUCUAUCAAUACAGCAGAAGCGACAUGCAAGAGUAAAGACAUGGACCCGGCAUGUAGAUAUUUUUGAAAAGGACUUUAUUUUUGUACCCCUUAAUGAAGCUGCACACUGGUUUUUGGCUGUUAUUUGUUUCCCUGGUUUGGAAAAACCAAAGUAUGAACCUAAUCCUCAUUACCAUGAAAAUACAGUCACGCAAAAAUGUUCAUCUGUAGAGGACAGUUGUAUUUCUUCUCCUUCAGCCAGUGAAAUGGACAGUUGUUCACAAAACUCUGCUGCCAAGCCUGUAAUUAAGAAGAUGCUAAACAGAAAGCAUUGUGUAGCUGUAAUUGAUUCAAAUAAUGAACAGGAAGAAAGUGACCCUCGUUAUCGGAGAAACAUUAGCAGUGUGAAAUGUAGUCUGAAAAAAAUAAAUCAUACUGCAAGUGAAAAUGAAGAAUCGAAUAAAGGAGAAUCUGCAUGCCAGAAAGUUGUUGAUAGGACUAAAAGUGAGAAUGGCCUACAGAAUGAAUAUUUAAGUUCUAUGCACCAUACAGAUGGCUUAAGCAAAAUCAGACUAAACUACAGUGAUGAAUCAGCUGAAGGUAGUAAAAUGCUUGAAGAUGAACUCAUCGACUUCUCAGCAGAUCAGGAUAACCAGGAUGACAACAGUGAUGAUGGAUUCCUUGCCGAUGACAACUGCAAUUCUGAAGUAGGACAGUGGCAUUUAAAGCCUACUAUCUGUAAACAACCUUGUAUCCUACUGAUGGACUCACUCAGAGGCCCUUCUCGGUCAAAUGUGGUAAAAGUUCUAAGAGAGUAUUUAGAGGUCGAAUGGGAAGUUAAAAAAGGAAGCAAAAGAAGUUUUUCCAAAGAUGUUAUGAAAGGCUCUAAUCCAAAAGUACCCCAGCAAAACAACUUCAGUGAUUGUGGUGUAUACAUAUUGCAGUAUGUAGAGAGCUUUUUUGAGAAUCCAAUUGUCAAUUUUGAACUGCCUAUGAACUUGGCAAACUGGUUUCCUACCCCAAGAAUGAGAACAAAAAGGGAAGAAAUCCGAAACAUAAUUCUAAAGUUGCACGAAGAUCAGAACAAAGGGAAAAAUAAGCAUAAGGACACUUAUUCUGCAGAAACAUCUAUAGGCAAAGGAGCAGAACAGUAUGUUAAUAACAUCUCAGACUGACCAUUUUUAAAGCUUGUCAGUAUUGCCUUCACAAACUGAGUGACUUUCAAUGAUAUAGACAAUAAAGAACUGAAGUGCUCACUAUGCACAGUGAUUUGGAAAUGUUAAUGCUUGUAUAAAUGUCAUAUAAUAAAUUUCAAAUGGAAUAUGUAUUAAAUAAAAGUCUGUAAAUAUGUCAAUGAGGCCAAUUUUUCCAGCAUUUA